AUGGAUAUACUCAAGAAAAUGUUCAAAUCGCAGGAGGAAAAGAAGCAGGAGGGUGCCGAUAUAUCCGCAUCGAACAAGGAUGAGUUCCGGAAGCCGCAGUGGUUCGAGGAGGCCGAAACGGACGAUGAGCUCUUCGACGAUGAUCGCAAGUUCGCAUUCCAAGUGUUCACCAGUCCACUGGAGAUGCAGAAGCACUUUGAGCGGCAGAUGCAGCGUCUCCUCGAAUCGAUCGAUAACGAAGAUCAAGAGCAUGAUGAUAAUGAUGAUUUCUAUGAUGUCUUGAAGCCCGGAUUUGAAAGCUCGAUUCUCAAGAGAUUUGCUCGGCAGCAUGAUCAAUCUCUGGACACGGAUUUGGAUGGCGAGAUCUACGCCGAUCAGAUGCAGUCGCUCAUUCAACGUCUGAAUCCGAAGAAGGGACAGGAGCCGGCCGAAGAAGCCGUUGGCAACAUUUUGCCCUCCAAUCAGAGUCGCCUUAUAAAGAGCCUGAAGAAGGCUAAGCUGACGGAUGAGGAGAUCAUCAUGGGUCGCAUACAUGGCACCAUCACAGCCGAUGGCGAAGAGGUGCCACAGGCUCGUCCAUCCCGUCCAUACAUCGGGAUGAAGCCGGAGAUCAUGACUCCGAUGACGCCUAUGUUGCCGCGCAGUGGAAUGACGCCAUUCGGCGGGGUAUUCGAUGGAAACUAUCAGGGUCCGAAAAUGUUUAGCCAGAGCGUGAUGACCCAGACGGUGCGCAAGCCGGAUGGCAGCUAUGAGACCACCAAGGUGGCCCAGGAUGCGACUGGGCACAAGACCACCACGGUGACUCGCAUGAAAGAUGGUCGCACGGAGACGGUGGUCACCCACGAUGGCAAGGCUGCCAAGGCCAAGCCGCAGAUGGGCUCUCUGGGCGAGCAGCAUGUGGCGUAUGCCGAUCGCAACCUGUUUGUGACAAAAGAAGGCUACGCCAUGCCACGGAACCUCUGGUGACCAGUGGUGAACAGCUAUUGCCCCAAUCAAGACAAGCGAUCUCUGCUGCAACGCCAGCACCAGCAUCAGCAGCGUCAGCAGCAGCAGCAGCAACAGCAACAACAGUAUGCAGAUAAGCUAAAGCGAUUCGUCGGCAACAUAGUCCCACCACAUCCACACAACAUCCAAAUUAGAACCUACUAUAUUUUAGUUUACAUUCUCCUUAGUGUUUGGUGUUUUAGAUGAAACUCAGUUGAGACAACAGAUGA
Messenger RNA from Drosophila persimilis, 1214 nucleotides. RefSeq lists its product as uncharacterized. The coding region runs from base 1 to 966 and encodes 321 amino acids. The record is from RefSeq and is a predicted model, not a curated record. Gene Ontology annotation, cellular component: clathrin-coated vesicle; sarcoplasmic reticulum; mitochondrion. Gene Ontology annotation, biological process: regulation of actin filament polymerization; negative regulation of apoptotic process. NCBI's taxonomy places the organism in Eukaryota, Metazoa, Arthropoda, Insecta, Diptera, Drosophilidae. The transcript has 5 exons.